Elephantulus edwardii (Cape elephant shrew) is the source of this 606-nucleotide messenger RNA. It is a transcript of the gene ZFAND2A, whose product is annotated as zinc finger, AN1-type domain 2A. The transcript is spliced from 6 exons. Gene Ontology annotation, molecular function: zinc ion binding. Gene Ontology annotation, cellular component: cytoplasm; endoplasmic reticulum. NCBI's taxonomy places the organism in Eukaryota, Metazoa, Chordata, Mammalia, Macroscelidea, Macroscelididae. The record is from RefSeq and is a predicted model, not a curated record. The coding region runs from base 1 to 606 and encodes 201 amino acids. Gene Ontology annotation, biological process: protein targeting to ER; proteasome-mediated ubiquitin-dependent protein catabolic process.
AUGGAGUUCCCGGAUCUGGGGAAACAUUGUGCAAAAGGCACUUGCAGGCAGCUCGAUUUCCUGCCAAUAACGUGUGCUGCGUGUAAACAGGAUUUCUGUAAGGAUCAUUACUCGUUUGCUGCACACAGCUGUCCUUUUGCCUUCAAAAAGGACAUUCAUGUGCCAGUGUGCCCGCUCUGCAACAGCCCCAUCCCAGUGAAGAAGGGAGAACUGCCUGACGUGGUGGUCAGCAAGCAUAUGGAUCAGAACUGCAGGUCCAUCCCGGGCCUGGGUCGCAAGAAGAUUUUCACACACCGGUGCUCAAAGGAAGGAUGUCGGCAGAAGGAGUUGCUGUCCCUGGUGUGUGACAAGUGCAGGGGCAGCUUCUGCAUCCGUCACAGACACCCACAGGACCAUGACUGCAGAGGGCAAGACCACAUGCCUGGUACAGCCAGGUGCUCAGCUCCAGGGGCGCCUGAUUCCAAGCCAUCAGGAGCCCAGCACAUGCUGACCGCCCGUGGGCUGGUGCAGCAGCUCAGCGAACGUGGCGGCGCAGGCCCCCCGCAGCCGGGCGGGCCCCCCCCCCCGGGGACGUCGAAGCGCCUUGACAACAUCAGGUUCUCGUAG